CCACCCCCAUUGGCUGGGCUGUCCCUCCCACUGGCCUUAGGGCCCCUCCCACCCCCACUCCAGAUAAGGCCAGCCCGGGACUGCUUCACUGGGCAGUAGGCACUAGGGCUGGAAUGGGGCCGUCGGGCUCCCCAUGGCAAUGGGGGCUCCUGCUGCUGGGGCUGCUGCUCCCCUCUGCCACCCCCUUCUGGCUUUUCAAUGUGCUCUUCCCCCCGCAUACCACGCCCAAGGCUGAGCUCAGUAACCACACACGGCCCGUCAUCCUCGUGCCUGGCUGCCUGGGGAAUCAACUGGAAGCCAAGCUGGAUAAACCAGAUGUGGUGAACUGGAUGUGCUACCGCAAGACAGAGGACUUCUUCACCAUCUGGCUGGAUCUCAAUAUGUUCCUACCCCUUGGAGUGGACUGCUGGAUAGAUAACACCAGGGUUGUCUACAACCGCAGCUCUGGGCGCGUGUCCAAUGCCCCUGGUGUACAGAUCCGUGUCCCUGGCUUUGGGAAGACCUACUCUGUUGAGUACCUGGACAACAACAAGCUGGCAGGUUACAUGCACACACUAGUGCAGAAUCUGGUCAACAACGGGUAUGUGCGCGAUGAGACAGUGAGGGCCGCCCCCUACGACUGGCGGCUGGAGCCAAGCCAGCAGGAGGAAUACUACCGGAAGCUUGCUGGGCUGGUGGAGGAGAUGCAUGCUGCCUAUGGAAAGCCUGUCUUCCUCAUUGGUCAUAGCCUUGGUUGCCUACACUUGCUCUAUUUCUUGCUGCGCCAGCCCCAGGCCUGGAAGGACCGCUUCAUUGAUGGAUUCAUCUCUCUUGGGGCUCCUUGGGGGGGCUCCAUCAAGCCCAUGCUGGUCUUGGCUUCAGGUGACAACCAGGGCAUCCCGAUCGUGUCCAGCAUCAAGCUGAGAGAGGAACAGCGCAUAACAACGACCUCCCCUUGGAUGUUUCCUUCCAGAGAGACUUGCACUUUGAGGAAGGCUGGUACAUGUGGCUACAGUCACGUGACCUACUGGCAGGCCUCCCAGCACCUGGAGUGGAAGUAUACUGUCUGUAUGGCGUGGGCCUGCCCACACCCAACACCUACAUCUUUGACCACGGCUUCCCCUACACAGACCCCGUGGGGGUACUCUAUGAGGAUGGUGACGACACUGUGGCCACACGCAGCACUGAGCUCUGUGCCCGCUGGCAGAGCCGCCAGCCACAGCCUGUGCAUCUGUUGCCUCUGCAUGGGACACAGCAUCUCAACAUGGUCUUCAGCAACCAGACGUUGGAGCACAUCAAUGCCAUCCUGCUGGGUGCCUACCGACGUCGUACCCCCGCACCCCCAGCUGCCAGCCCAGGGCCCCGACCCCCUGAAUAAAGACCCUCUUUUGCUCUUUAAGUUUUGACAUGUGUGUUGUGGGUUGCAGAGGAGGCAGUGGCAUCCAGGCACCAGUAUCCACCAAGCAAUAGCCAUAGGCCUG
Lynx canadensis (Canada lynx) is the source of this 1460-nucleotide messenger RNA. RefSeq names its product lecithin-cholesterol acyltransferase (gene LCAT). The record is from RefSeq and is a predicted model, not a curated record. Gene Ontology annotation, biological process: lipid metabolic process. The transcript has 7 exons. Bases 114 to 1385 code for a protein of 423 amino acids. Lineage: Eukaryota; Metazoa; Chordata; Mammalia; Carnivora; Felidae. Gene Ontology annotation, molecular function: phosphatidylcholine-sterol O-acyltransferase activity.